AUGGCGACUCUUCACGAGUUCAGCCAUGUACACGUUCAACCGGAAAUACUGGACAAGUAUGAAGUGAACACUGUAUCGUGUGGCAUCGAGAUCUACCCACAUAACCCGGUUGCCGAGCCAAGAUAUUGCUGCUUCCGUGUGAUAAAUGUUUUCUACCUUCUUACUGCGAUCGCAUCCAUCCUCUACAUUCCAAUCAUUGACUUCAAAGAAUUGAACACCAUCAUUUUCUUCCUUGUUUUCCAUUCUGUCCAAAUGAUGUCUUUCUACGCUAUUUUUCACAAAUCGAUCAGACUUGUCCGAACAAUGCUGGUUGCCGAGUGUAUGAUCUGGGGCUUCAGUUACAAUUACAUCGCCUAUCAUAUUGUAUCCUCUUACCCAUUGAUGGAUAAGAUCCCCGCUCAGACUUGGUAUCUCUACUAUCUAGCAAGUGUCUCAAUGCUCAGAAUUUUUACUAUGUUCCCCAUCUCCAAGUACCUACAACAAAUCAGUGAAGAGAUAUAUUUGACUGAAAUAAUUCAUCACAAUUAG
This is a messenger RNA of Caenorhabditis briggsae, 528 nucleotides long. The transcript is spliced from 2 exons. The record is from RefSeq and is a predicted model, not a curated record. The coding region runs from base 1 to 528 and encodes 175 amino acids. Lineage: Eukaryota; Metazoa; Nematoda; Chromadorea; Rhabditida; Rhabditidae.